Molecule: messenger RNA, 2349 nt
Organism: Colletotrichum higginsianum IMI 349063
Lineage: Eukaryota; Fungi; Ascomycota; Sordariomycetes; Glomerellales; Glomerellaceae
Product: Neutral/alkaline non-lysosomal ceramidase
Exons: 2
Coding region: 1-2349 (782 amino acids)
Biological process (GO): sphingosine biosynthetic process; long-chain fatty acid biosynthetic process; ceramide catabolic process
Cellular component (GO): extracellular region
Molecular function (GO): N-acylsphingosine amidohydrolase activity
Source: RefSeq, a predicted model, not a curated record
AUGCCACCCGGACGGAGCGUCGAAAAGAGCCCCGCAUCGCCGGCGGCAGCAGCUCAACCAGCUACCCCACCAAGCUCCCGGAGAGCUCUUGUUUGCUUAGUCGCCCUCGGUCUGUCCCUUUUGGCUGUCUACGGACUUUACACGCCUAUCCGGAGCUCCUAUGAAGUCGGGAAAUGGUUCCCCGGAAACCCCAGCAACUUCGCCGGCGCCGGCGUUGACAAACACAAUGACUUGUACCUUGUCGGCACCGGCCGCGCCGACAUCACUGGCCCCGUCGUAGAAAUUAACAUGAUGGGUUACGCAGAUCCCAAACAGCUUGGCACCGGCCUCCGACAGAGACUGUACGCCCGCGCCUUUAUUAUUGGAAGUGUGAACCGGCGCGAGGACAGGUUCAUCUAUGUUGUACUGGACACACAGUCGGGAGACACGGCUGUUCGGUAUGGCGUCCUUCACGGGCUCGCCGAGCUGGGUUACGGAUACUCCAUGUACGGGCACCACAACUUGGCUUUGACCGGGACGCACUCUCACUCCGGUCCGGGUGCCUGGCUGAACUAUCUGCUGCCCCAGAUCACAAGCAAGGGCUUCGACAAGCAGAGCUACCGAGCCAUCGUUGACGGCACGCUGCUGGCAAUACGUCGUGCCCAUGAGAGCCUGGAGCCGGGGCACAUUAGUAUCGGGGCAACCAAAGUCACCGGCGCCAACAUCAACCGCAGCUUGUAUGCUUACAUGGCGAAUCCCGAAGAAGAGCGCGCCAGGUACAACAUCAGCGCCGAGGAGGAUGGGUCUGUUGAGAAAGACAUGACCCUGCUGAAGUUCCAGCGAGCCUCUGAUGGUAAAAGCAUUGGUGUGCUGACAUGGUUCCCAACCCAUGGCACCUCCAUGCUCGGCAACAACACAGUCAUAUCGGGAGACAACAAGGGCGUAGCGGCCUGGCUUUUCGAGAAGAGCAUGCGGGGGAAGCCUGAUGCAGCCAAAGACUUCGUUGCUGGCUUCUCCCAGGCAAACAUGGGCGAUGUCAGUCCCAACGUGCUGGGCGCAUUCUGCGAGGAUGGUUCUGGCGACCCAUGCGACUUCAAGACGAGCACUUGCAGCGACGGGAAGAGUCAGAAGUGCCAUGCCAGAGGCCCAUUCUUCCGCAAGAAGGACAACGGAGCCGCAUCCUGCUUUGAGAUAGGCAAGAGGCAGUAUGCCGCCGCCAAGAGGCUAUUUGACGACAUGGGAUCCAACGCUCAGCGAGUUCGCGGUUCGUGGGUCAGGUCGUUCCAUACCUUCCACAACAUGUCGGAGUUCCAAUUCGAGCUACCCAACGGGACAGAAGUGAGAACCUGCCCCGCGGCAUUGGGCUACUCGUUCGCAGCGGGGACAUCCGAUGGCCCUGGUGCGUUCGACUUUACCCAACACGACUCAAACUCGUCAAAUACAUCACCCCUGUGGAAAGUUGUUGGCGGGCUGUUAAAGGCACCCACACAGAGUCAAGUCGCAUGUCAUUCCCCUAAACCGAUCCUGCUGGAUGUCGGCGAAGUCUUCAACCCGUACCAGUGGACGCCCAACGUUGUGGACAUCCAGGCAUUUCGAGUUGGGCAGUUGGUCAUAAUCGUCAGCCCGGGAGAGGCCUCUACCAUGGCAGGACGACGAUGGAAGGAUGCCGUCAGGAACAAGGCCGAGUCUUUGUUUGCAGAGGACGCCGAGGUGAAACCUGUGGUAGUGAUCGGGGGGCCAGCCAACAGUUAUACGCACUACAUCACGACGCAACAGGAAUACGGAAUACAACGAUAUGAAGGGGCCUCGACUCUAUACGGACCCUUUACGUUGGAUGCGUACAUUAACCGAACUCUCGAGUACCUGCCCACCCUCGGUGCUUCAUUCACAAAUGGUCCUCCUUCUCAUGCCGGAGGGCCGUAUCCACCUGACAACAGCAAUCGAUCCUUGAGUUUCAUCACCGGCGUGGUGCGAGACGGAACGCCCGUGUUCCGCAAAUUUGGCGACGUCAAGACGGACGUGGAAAAGAGGUACGCCAUCGGCGACGUUGUACGAGCCACGUUCGUCGGGGCCAAUCCUCGAAACAACCUGCGCCUGGAGCAAAACUACGCUGUCGUGGAGAAGCUGGUGAUCGACAGGGGCGCCAUCAAGAAGUGGGAUAUCGUGCGGGACGACAAUGACUGGAGCCUGGUCUUCAACUGGAAGCGGACGAGCGACAUACUCGCCACGAGCGAGGUCGAGAUCGUAUGGGAGACGGAGAACGACGGGGAGCCGGGAACGUACCGGUUCCGUUACUACGGAGACUCCAAGUCGUUGAGUGGCAAGAUUAGUAGCUUUGAGGGCGUCAGUGGACAGUUCAAACUGCGCUAA